Molecule: messenger RNA, 1417 nt
Organism: Oncorhynchus nerka (sockeye salmon)
Lineage: Eukaryota; Metazoa; Chordata; Actinopteri; Salmoniformes; Salmonidae
Gene: iba57
Product: iron-sulfur cluster assembly factor IBA57
Exons: 3
Coding region: 126-1244 (372 amino acids)
Biological process (GO): iron-sulfur cluster assembly
Cellular component (GO): mitochondrial matrix
Molecular function (GO): protein binding
Source: RefSeq, a predicted model, not a curated record
CGCGCAGUGCAUUGUGGGAUUCAAAAUGGAGUUUGUUAUCAAGAUGUCAGCUGAAACGUCCCGUCUUGGACUUAUUUAACGAAUUGUAUUUAAUUGUCUAGUUGCUGUUUUUCGCACACGUAACAAUGCACUGUAUGGGAUUGGUUUGUUUCGCUAGGGCCGCGGUUGGUCCAAACUCUUUUCUUCGACUCUACUCACGCAAUUUCAAUACUAGAAAAUGUUCCGAACGCCGGUACCAGUGGACAGGUGCUUGGUGCCGAGCAGGAUGGACCAACAUCAAUAAUUACAGUCAGGAAGCACGUAAGAAUGAAUUGGGACAGUAUGUUUGCUAUCAUCUUCCACACAGGACCUUAAUGAAAGUUCAAGGGCAAGAUACAAGAUCGUUUCUUCAAGGUAUUGUAACCAAUGACAUGGAGCUCUUUGCAAAAGAGGAACAGAACGUUUUGUAUGCGCACAUGCUGAACGUUCAAGGAAGGACACUGUAUGACAUUAUCAUAUACAGGUUGAAAGUAGCAGAAGCGGGUUGUGGUGUUCUGGUCGAGUGUGACACCACCAUAAAGGACGUAAUUUUGAAACAUUUGAUGGUGUACAAAAUCCGCCGGCAGGUGAAGAUCAGCACCUGUCCAGAGCUUUCUCUAUGGGCUGUGUUGCCUCAGGGAACAGCCCCAGGCCACAAGAGGCCUAAGCCAGAUCUCACUGCCCCAGAAAAAGCUCUGAUGUGGGAGGAAGAUCCGAGAACUGAAGCCAUGGGCUGGAGGUUGGUGGUGGACAACAAAGUCGAUCCUCUGGAAAUGAUUCCAUGGUGUCAGCAAGGCAACUCAGAAGAGUACCACAGGCACCGCUAUGCAAUAGGACUUCCUGAGGGGGUGAAGGACCUUCCUCCCGGGGUGGCUCUUCCUCUGGAGUCCAACCUGGUCUACAUGCAGGGCAUCAGCUUCAGUAAGGGCUGUUACAUUGGCCAGGAGUUGACCGCCAGGACUCAUCACACCGGGGUGGUGCGGAAGCGCCUAAUGCCUGUACGCAUGUCAGCACCAGCCGAAGGCCUGGAGGAAGGAGUAUCGCUACAGACCCAGUCUGGCAAGCCAGCCGGGAAGCACAGGACCGGGGUUGGAGAGCUGGGCCUGAGCUUGAUCCGCCUGGCUCACGCUAAAGAGCCACUGACACUCAAGGCGUCAGAGGACACCACAGUGACUCUAGAGGCCUCUGUGCCAGACUGGUGGCCCAAAGACACUAAAGCAAAAUGAGGAUAGAGGUAUUUAUUGACCCCAAAUAUUGAAAUUGCUUUAGAUAGACUCUGAAAUUAUAAUUUGCCUAUCUUCCUUGAAACUAUGCUGUUUGCCAGUGCACCACAAUUUACUAGCUAUUGUCAGAAAUAUUAAUAUGCAUCUCUGGUGUAAUAAACAUAUAAGGACACAAA